CGUUCAGUGAACCAAACAUCGAUAUGAGAAAUAGAUGGAGGGUCAUUUCAAAGAAUCAAUACGAUCAAAACACACGUGUGUUAUCAUUUCACAGGAGGCAAUGUUCACUUCUUUUUUCUUCUGUUUUAACACCGGAACUUCUAAAACUGUAUUUCAAUAGUACUGUUACAGAUAUUCGUUCCUCAUUUAUUGCCAACUUUGCUUGGAGAGAAACAUCAGCGUCUGGAAUCUAUCAAAAUAAAUUUAAAUUUAACAGAAACUUCGAACUAACCUGGAUUCAAAAACGUGAUUGCUUUGAACGCAGCAAAUUCAUUGAAAUUUAUAUCAAUUUCUCUGAAUGGUUUCAAAACUAAAUCAAGAACCUGAUAUUUUUUCCUGUUCAAUCCAGAAGGUCUGAAAUUGGAGCAAAAAUUUUUAUGGUUUUAAGAUUGAAUAUUAUACCUGGUUGGUUCAUGUGUUCUAUCAUAAUAUGUUCCAUCUGGAAAUACAACAGUAUCCAGCCCAUGGUCUGGAGAGUUGUAAACUUGGUUUAAAGCUGGUAAAGUGAUUGCAGAGUGCCGUACUAAUUCAGCCUGAAAAAUGAAAUUGUAUCGAGUUUCGAACAUCUCCAGAGAAUACGUUUUAAAGUUGCAUGCUCACUUCAUUUAAUAAUAAUUAUAACUAUUUCAAUACCAAAAAAAGUUUUACCUUGUCAGCAUACGAAAGGGCUUCAAAAAUUUUAAACGUUUUUGCAUAUUCCGUCAGCACAAACCAGUCUCUCUCGUGCCAAUAAUGAUAGUCAGUUUGUGUAAUAAACCUCAAUGAUGUAUAAGUAUGUUUGGAGCUCUGAAAUAUUCUAUACUGAUUGUCUAUUUGAAUUCAAUAAUAUCUCACUGGAAGAGCAUACUUGCUUAAAAAUAUCGGAUCAUUUAAUAAACUUUUUGAGCACAGGGCUUCUUUCAAACUUCUCUUUGGUAGAUAAUCUGACAGACGCAUUUCAUUAGAUCUGCAAUGCCGAGACUUCACUUUUCGAUAUGUAUUACUAUUACUCACGCUUUUUCUCUACUGACUACAUAGCUCCAAUAUGUUUCAAAUGCUUUUUGAGCAUAUCCAGGAGAUUCAGCAAAAUAACUUCCUGGAGACAUUUCACUUGAACUACUAAAUGAUACAUCUUUCGUUUUAGGUUUUCUCGUUCUUUUUGUGUAUCCAAUCCGAUCUCUUGAUGCUUGUAGUGCAGAUUUAUCCAUUCCAACUUGAAUACAUUUUUCGAAUCGACAAAAACGGCACGCACAUCGGAUACUUUUGUCAACUGGACAAUUUUUCUCGUGUUGACAGACGAAGAGCUGUUUUUUCAUUAUUGUUCGGCGGAAGAACGUUUUGCUGAAAAAUGUUGAAAAAAAACAAAAUUCAAGUUAAGUUCUAGGCACAUAUCCUAGCACAUAGCCACAAGCUCUUUAGAAUACUUAAAGAGAAAGGAAAUUUUGAAAAAAAAUCUUAAAGAAUAAUAUUCCAUGUUCCAUAUUCCAUAUUCCAUAAUAUUUCAAUAAAAUUUGCUCACUA
Caenorhabditis elegans is the source of this 1539-nucleotide messenger RNA. RefSeq lists its product as uncharacterized. The record is from RefSeq and is marked reviewed. The transcript has 3 exons. The coding region runs from base 24 to 353 and encodes 109 amino acids. Lineage: Eukaryota; Metazoa; Nematoda; Chromadorea; Rhabditida; Rhabditidae.